CAUCAUGUCAACUAAUCCCCUCUACAUUGGCACCCACAUCUCCAUCGGCCCCCACAAGCUGUACCUGCAUCUGCACGGCCCACCCCGCACCACCCAGCCUCUCACUAUCUUCCUCGCCGGCGCCGGCGAUGUUUCUUCCAGCUACACCGCUGUAAUCCGCUUAUUGACCCCAUUCGCCCCGUGUCUGGUCUACGACCGCACCGGUCUCGGGCACAGCGAUGCCCCAGACCAAGAUACCAGCUACAAGCCCAGCGCGACUCUCGCCGCAUCAGAACUGCAUACCCUACUUACCAACGCAGAUCUCCCACCACCAUACGUCCUAGUGGGACACUCAUACGGCGCUAUAAUCGCGAGGGAGUACCUCCACCUCUACUCAGAUGAUAUCAGCGGUAUGGUCCUCGUUGAGGGAUCAACAGAACAUCAGUAUAAGCUAUUCGAAGAUAACCCCAACCUGGAUAGUGAUAUCGCUGCCAUACAGGGAGAGAUGAAUUUCGCUACGGUGACGGGGUUACGCGAGAAUGCGAAGUUGUCUCGUGAGGAGUGGAGAGAACGAGCGAGGGAUAUUGCGCGGGGAAUGGGGAUUUGGGAGGCUGAGAGGGGGAAUCUGGUGGGGGUUUGUAGGGAGUUGGAGGGGAAGAGGCAGUUACAGGUGCAGGGAGGAGGGUUAGGGGAGAGGCCAUUGUCUGUGGUGGUGGGACGGGGAUGGGAGGAUUAUCAGAGGGUUUAUGAGAGGGGAGUGGAGAUGGGGAAUGGGAGUGAUGAGCAAAGAGAGGCGGUUAGAAGGUUCCUGGGGAGGUGUGAGGAGGUGGUGGGGGAGUGGCAGAGGGAGCAGUUGAGGUUGUCGAGGAGAGCGAGGUUGGUCGAGGUGGAUUGUGGACAUCAGGUGCAUUUGGUGAGGCCGGAUGUAGUGGUGGAGGAGGUGAGAUGGGUGUUGGAGAUGAUUGAGAGAAGUAGUAAGGCCACCGAGAAAUUCUCAGCAGAGUAUAACUGCGAGACACAGAAGUGA
Molecule: messenger RNA, 1006 nt
Organism: Aspergillus costaricaensis CBS 115574
Lineage: Eukaryota; Fungi; Ascomycota; Eurotiomycetes; Eurotiales; Aspergillaceae
Product: alpha/beta fold hydrolase
Exons: 2
Coding region: 5-1006 (333 amino acids)
Source: RefSeq, a predicted model, not a curated record